AUUUUAAUCACAUCUUCAAGGAUACACUCGAUAUUUUAGAUAUGCCGCCAGAGUGAGUUUGUAUUUUUUAUGUAAAAGUAAUGUGUACAAAAAUGAGAACGAAAAAUUUUGUGAUAGGCAUGGCAUUAUUUAUUGUACUGCAGAUGAAAGCAUCUGAAGAACUCCAGCAAGAAGAAUAUUUUGUAAGAACCUACGUUGCUGACCGUAUAGCACUGACACAUAUAGAUACCAAGGUUGUGAAUACUUUGAGUAAAUCUACCCGUGCAUCAUUUUGUGUUUUUCUACCGGAAAGAGCCAUAUUGACUGGGUUUCACAUGGAUAUUGAUGGCCAACGCUACGAUUCUCGUGUUGUCGAACAGAUAUUAGGAGGUGAAUUUUCUGAAGGGGUUGUGUAUGAAUCUGUAAGCGUGAGGAACUCAUUUAAAUUCGGUAUCGACGUUUCGAUGGAACCGCACUCUGAGAUUCAUUUCCAUUUGGAGUACGAAGAGCUCUUGCAAAAAGCGAGUGGCCGAUACCAAAUCGUCUCGAACAUCAUUCCUGGGUCUUUGGUGGAAAAUUUGAAGAUUGAGGUGUUUUUCAACGAAACCGUCCCAGUCAUCUUGAAAGAUACGUUCUUUCGUUCUGGAUCAGAUUUUCUGCUCAGAUCAGAUGUAGACCUUGGACUCGAGAUCAUCAACACUCCUACGGGAUUUGGCGUGCUCAUCAAUCCAGAUAUUUUCACACAGCUCGAACUCGUUUGUUCUGGUCUAAGAAGUAGGUCCUUCAAAGGACUCGUGGGGCAGUUUGUCGUGGAAUACAACUUAGAAAACAAACACGAGGGAGGUCUGACUCUCUUCGAUGGAAAUACUUUCAUCACUUUUUUCUCACCACAAGCUCUAGAACCAAUACCCAAGCAUAUAGUGUUCGUUCUGGACACCAGUGGAAGCAUGUGGGGAAGAAGAAUAGAUCAACUGAGGAAUGCCAUGAAACAAAUACUACCGCAGUUGUUGGAAGACGAUGUAUUCGACAUCGUAGAGUUUGAUUCUUCGGUGUACCUUUCUCAGUUUGAUUCACUUGGCAAUAAUUUACGAAAAAAAGUUAUCGACCAUAACACACCUCUUGAACACUAUGGUAGUUUGGAUGAUAUUUAUCUAAGGAACAUGUCAUUUUCCGCAACUAGAGCAACACCGGAAAACAUUCAAAAGGCAUUCCGAAGCAUUGAACGUAUGCAGGCUAGCGAAGGUACUAACAGCAUCGGUGGAUUGGAGGUUGGUCUUUCCUUGGUGAAAUCAGUGCAAAAUAAAAACUCGGUGUAUGUACCAAUAAUAAUAUUUCUUACGGAUGGACAGCCAACAGUGGGUGUUAUGGAAAUUCGAAGUAUAGUUGAUACGAUUACAAAUAUCAACCAAAGAGAAUACAAGGCUCCCAUAUACGCCAUUUCUUUCGGUGUUGAUGUUGACUGGAACUUUUUGAAUUCUCUCAGCUGGCAAAACGGAGGCAGGGCAAUAAAGAUCGAGAUUGCUAGAGAUUCCGCUGUUCAGUUGCUGAACUUUUAUAAGGAGAUUUCGGUACCUAUUUUACGGGACAUCACGUUCAAGAAUUUGCCGGACUCAGAGGAAGUCACCAAGUCGAGUUUUCCGGUAUUUUUUGAGGGAUCAGAAUUGAACGUAGCCGGGAAAGGUGAGUUUUAA
This is a messenger RNA of Leptinotarsa decemlineata (Colorado potato beetle), 1670 nucleotides long. RefSeq names its product inter-alpha-trypsin inhibitor heavy chain H4. Gene Ontology annotation, molecular function: serine-type endopeptidase inhibitor activity. The record is from RefSeq and is a predicted model, not a curated record. NCBI's taxonomy places the organism in Eukaryota, Metazoa, Arthropoda, Insecta, Coleoptera, Chrysomelidae.